Messenger RNA from Trematosphaeria pertusa, 1347 nucleotides. RefSeq lists its product as uncharacterized. Lineage: Eukaryota; Fungi; Ascomycota; Dothideomycetes; Pleosporales; Trematosphaeriaceae. Gene Ontology annotation, cellular component: cytoplasm. The record is from RefSeq and is a predicted model, not a curated record. Gene Ontology annotation, biological process: protein refolding. Bases 1 to 1347 code for a protein of 448 amino acids. The transcript has a single exon.
AUGGCGGAGCAGCUGGGCGAUCUACUAUAUGCGGGCGGUUGUCCGGACCCAUACGUUAUACACCACCCGGUGAAUUUUUUGAGACUCCGACGAGCUUCGCCCAUGGACCUGUACUCCUGGGGUUGCAGAAUAGAAGCACAGUUGAAAUCUGCUCAUUUGCGCCCUUUUCCUGCCCCGUUUCGGGAGCGAGAGACAUUAUAUCGGAUGGAGGUGACUUUGCGUAGGAUCAUAAGCGUCCUUGAAGGGAUAGACAGGCCUCUCUUCCAACAGAUGCAUCUGGUGGUAAACCGCAUGCCGGUCUUUAAUUGGGGUGUCCCGGCAUUGGAUUUCGCCACCAUCGAGGACGGUUAUGGCGGUGGAGAUUCACUCGUUCUGGGAUACCCCGGUCUUCCUGGGCAUCGUGGCAGGCGCAACCCUGAUCCCGAGUUUGAUAGCGAUGACGAGAGAAAGAAGGGGAAAGGUAAAUUCAUCAAAUAUAAUGAGGAAGAUUAUGGGGAGUCUAAGAAAAGCAAAGCGGGGUUCAAAACGUACGAUGCAGACGCGUACGGAGAUCCGAUAAAGGGCGAAGGAUACGUGGAGUACGAAUCCCGCGGGGAUAAGUAUGGGAAGAAAAGGGGCUCUUCUUCUAAGCACGAAAGACGACACGGCUCAUCCAGAAGCCCUUCUCCUCGGAGAAAGAGCUCCGGUAGACGCGGGGGAUCGCCGCCUAGGAGCGGGUCUCCGCACAGACGAAGUACACGAUCUCCAGGGCGCGACUAUAAGGGUAAGGGGAAGGCCAGGCAUACUCCAUCACCGUCACCUACACGUAUCCCCGAGAAACAAGAGAGCCGGGCAAAGGACCGCGGAAAGGACUCCCACUCGACCACAUUCGCGCCCACCAGCAAAUACUCCAAAGGCAAGGCCUCGCGUGCCACCACUCCUCCCGCACCACCUCCUUCAUCCACCAAAUUCAAUCCGUACGAGGCCCUCGGCGUACCGCGCGACGCCAACGAGGGUAAGCUCAAAGCCACGCGAGACUUCCUCCUAAGGAAGUAUCACCCUGACAAGCAGGCUGGCCAGUCUCAGGAGCAAAAGGACCUAGCCGCGACCAGAACCGCUGACAUCAACCGAGCUUGGGAUAUCAUUGGUGAUCCCAAGCGGAGGGCCAUUUACGACAAGUAUGGAUAUACGGAGGCUUAUGAGAUUGACGAGAAGCUCAAGGGGCAGGAGCAGAAGGAGUGGGCGAUUGUCAAGCCGAAGCGGGAUGGCGAGACGGAGGAUAGAAGGGACAAGGGCAAGGAGAAGGAGAAGAGUGGAGAGGACGGCAAGGAUGGAGGGAAAUCGAGGUGGCGCAAGUGGAAAAAGUGA